CGCGGGACAAAUGCGUGCGCAACGAUGGAGUCUAUCUAGUUCCCGCCAAUUCUCGUGUCAGUCCUGUCCGAGUCUAGUUCCUUACUUCAUGGAGCCAUUUGAUCCUGCGGAGCUGCCGGAGCUACUCAAGCUUUAUUACCGAAGGCUUUUUCCCUACGCCCAGUACUAUCGCUGGCUCAACUAUGGCGGAGUGACAAAGAAUUACUUUCAACACCGUGAAUUUUCAUUCACACUGAAAGAUGAUAUUUACAUUCGCUACCAGUCCUUCAACAACCAGAGUGAACUGGAAAAGGAGAUGCAGAAAAUGAAUCCAUAUAAGAUUGAUAUAGGCGCCGUAUAUUCUCACAGACCUAGUCAACACAAUGCAGUGAAGCUAGGCGCUUUCCAGGCCCAGGAGAAAGAACUGGUCUUCGACAUCGACAUGACAGACUACGAUGACGUAAGGAGAUGCUGCAGUUCUGCAGACAUAUGUUCCAAGUGCUGGACUCUCAUGACGAUGGCCAUGCGCAUCAUAGACCGGGCGUUGAAAGAGGACUUUGGAUUUAAGCACCGCCUCUGGGUGUAUUCAGGAAGGAGAGGUGUACACUGUUGGGUCUGUGAUGAGUCUGCUCGGAAGCUGUCCUCGGCUGUACGCUCCGGGAUCGUGGAGUACUUGAGCCUUGUAAAGGGUGGUCAAGACGUUAAAAAGAAAGUUCACCUAAAUGAGAAAGUUCACCCCUUUGUCAGAAGAUCUAUAAACAUAAUUAAAAAGUACUUCGAAGAAUAUGCCUUAGUUGGCCAAGAUAUUCUUGAAAAUAAAGAAAACUGGGAUAAGAUUUUAGCCCUUGUUCCUGAGAAUAUCCUUUCCUGUAGUUACUAUGUAAGCCAUUUGUGUCAGUCUGUGACAUUACAGAUGUGUAAUAUCAAGAAUGAUAAGUGUGGCCCCUGGCUAGAAUGGGAAAUCAUGCUCCAGUACUGUUUCCCACGCCUGGAUAUCAACGUCAGCAAAGGAGUCAAUCAUUUACUGAAGAGCCCUUUUAGUGUUCAUCCUAAGACAGGUCGGAUUUCUGUGCCUAUCGAUUUUCAGAAAGUGGAUCAGUUUGACCCAUUUACUGUUCCAACUAUAAGUGCCAUCUUCCGGGAACUGGAUAUGGUUUCCACUCAUGAGAAAGAAAGGGAGGAGAAUGAAGUUGAAGCUGACAGCAGACACAGGGUCAGAGAUUAUAAGAAGACCAGUCUAGCACCAUAUGUGAAAGUAUUUGAACAGUUUCUUGAAAACCUGGAUAAAUCCCGGAAAGGGGAACUUCUCAAGAAGAGUGAUUUACAAAAAGAUUUCUGAAGAAACCAACGUGAAUGCCUUUUCAACCAUGGAGCAUUUGAUAAAUACAGUAGAAUCAUCGAUGUGCCUUAAUCCUUAAAGCAGAACUUUCUUUCAAGAAAUAAUUUAUAUCGAAGAGACCUGGUUUCUGAGACCAAAGAGGGCGUGAAGGUCCCUGAAAGAAACAAUAAAUCAAGGAAUAAGUGAACUGCA
Molecule: messenger RNA, 1510 nt
Organism: Mastomys coucha (southern multimammate mouse)
Lineage: Eukaryota; Metazoa; Chordata; Mammalia; Rodentia; Muridae
Gene: Prim1
Product: DNA primase subunit 1
Exons: 12
Coding region: 11-1318 (435 amino acids)
Biological process (GO): DNA replication, synthesis of primer
Cellular component (GO): alpha DNA polymerase:primase complex
Source: RefSeq, a predicted model, not a curated record